Drosophila obscura is the source of this 1024-nucleotide messenger RNA. RefSeq lists its product as uncharacterized. NCBI's taxonomy places the organism in Eukaryota, Metazoa, Arthropoda, Insecta, Diptera, Drosophilidae. The transcript has a single exon. The record is from RefSeq and is a predicted model, not a curated record. The coding region runs from base 142 to 771 and encodes 209 amino acids.
GUUCAGAUAUUUUUCUCAGUCGGCACACACAACAUCUACAGAAUACAUACAAAUUCCAGUUUCAAAAUUUGUUUGUUUCCCUCCCCCGAAAAGGCCCGUAGAGUCCGUGGAGUCCGUGGAGUCCGUGUAUGGUGCUUAGCGAUGUCUGACAAGAGGAAGAAAGGAGACAGAUCGAGCCGUAGGCGGGACCAUGAGCGGAACCAGGAACGAAACAACAACAUGUACAACCGACUGUGCCAGACGUUGGCCGCCGAGCACCGGAAACUGAAGGAUCUGGAGCUGCAUCGGGAGCGACUGAUGGAGGAGAUGCGCACCCUGCGCGCCCGCUUCUUGAAGGAGAACGCCCUCCUCCGGCGCACCGUCCAGCGGGGUCCGGGCUUGAUGGCUGUGCCAUCCCACCCGGGCGGAGCAUCUGCCUCCGCCUCCGCCGCCACCGCCGCCGCCACCGCCGCCGUCACUGGCGGCAGUAUGCGAUCGGCGCCACGAGCCGCCCUUCCGGGACAUGGAGUGACCCGCGGCAUCUCGGUCCCCAAUCGCAUCCCCGUGCGAUCGGUGUCCUUCGCCAAUCCGAGCCCCACCAGCAGCCGCCAGAGACCAACGGUCACCCAGCAGGUGGCUCCGAGGCUGAGUCAGAAGAGGGAGGAACAGAAGCAGAAGCAGAGGCAGGAGGGUCCCAGCGGCCGCAAGAGCGUGCGCUUCCCAAAGAGGGUCCCAGCCACGAAUUUGGGUCCGAAUCCAAAUCCGAACUCCCGGAAGCAGCCGCAACGCUAGUAUUGCCAAUUCCGCCAAUUCAACGCUCUGCCUGUGCGAUGACACCAAGCAGCCGGAGUCCGGAGUGGGAUGAGCUGAAGAGCGGAGAUAUUCAUAGGCGUGCAGCCGCAGCCUAGCCCCAGGCCAGAGCCCCAACCGUCACAGCAGCGACAGUCCCAGACGGACAACAGGAAAUAAUAAUAAAUAAGACAGCGCCGACUUUGAAGUUCUCUGGCAACAGUUUUUCGGCCCAAACAAAUAUACAAAUUGGAAA